Molecule: messenger RNA, 1620 nt
Organism: Ipomoea nil (Japanese morning glory)
Lineage: Eukaryota; Viridiplantae; Streptophyta; Magnoliopsida; Solanales; Convolvulaceae
Exons: 13
Coding region: 244-1347 (367 amino acids)
Biological process (GO): coenzyme A biosynthetic process
Cellular component (GO): nucleus; cytosol
Molecular function (GO): pantothenate kinase activity; ATP binding
Source: RefSeq, a predicted model, not a curated record
GGCCAUUGUUUACAUACAUCUGUAUAGCCCAAUUACAAAUAAAACCCAGUAGCAAUCCUAAGUAUACAAAUCGAAGAAGAAGAGGACAGCGAAUCAAAUACAAAUCGCCGCUUCAUCUUCUCCGAACCGCACAUUUCAACCGGUGAUUGGCACGAUCUGUAAUUUUUAGAGGCUGAAGUUCAAGCUAUUACAAUACACAAGGGACCCCUGCACAAUAGAAUUGGUAGCUUCAGAAAAUCGACAAUGGAGAGCGCAUGCGAAUUUGUGGAGUUCCCACAGCUGCCAACUCCAAUCGAAACGAAUUACAGGGCAUGCACAAUACCUUAUCGAUUCCCUUCUGAUAAUCCCAGAAAAGCUACACCCACUGAGAUUGCCUGGAUUGACCUCUUCCUCAACUCUAUCCCUUCUUUCAAAAAGCGUGCUGAGAGUGAUGAUUCAGUUACUGAUGCUCCUUCGCGUGCAGAUAAAUUUGCUCAAAGGUAUGCUGAAAUACUUGAAGAUUUAAAGAAAGAUCCUGAAAGCCAUGGUGGGCCACCCGACUGCAUUCUUCUUUGCCGACUUCGCGAGCAAGUUCUUAGAGAAGUGGGAUUCAGAGAUAUAUUUAAAAAGGUUAAGGAUGAAGAAAAUGCCAAAGCUAUAUCCUUAUUUGAGCAUGUAAUUGGCCUUAAUGAUGCUAUUGUGGAUGAAGCUAAGCGUGUUGAGAAUUUGGUUAGAGGAAUAUUUGCAGGAAAUAUAUUUGACCUUGGCUCAGCUCAGCUUGCAGAGGUGUUCUCUAAGGAUGGCAUGUCCUUUCUUGCUAGCUGUCAAAACCUAGUUCCUCGACCAUGGGUUAUUGAUGAUUUGGAUGCAUUCAUAUUGAAAUGGGGCAGGAACUGUUGGAAAAAGGCUGUAAUUUUUGUUGAUAAUUCUGGUGCAGACAUUAUUUUGGGUAUUUUACCAUUUGCAAGAGAGUUACUCCGGCGUGGGACACAGGUUGUUUUGGCUGCUAAUGAGUUGCCUUCUAUAAAUGAUGUAACAUACACAGAGCUGAUUGAUAUAAUUUCUAAGUUGAAGGAUGAGCGUGGGAAGCUUGCAGGAGUUGAUACCUCUAAUCUUUUGAUUGCAAAUUCUGGUAAUGAUUUGCCGGUUAUAGAUCUUUCAAGAAUAUCACAAGAGCUUGCCUACCUGGCGAGUGAUGCUGACAUUGUCAUUUUGGAAGGCAUGGGCCGCGGAAUAGAGACUAACCUAUAUGCUCAAUUCAAAUGUGACUCCCUUAAGAUUGGAAUGGUGAAGCACCCAGAGGUAGCUCAGUUCCUUGGGGGAAGGCUUUAUGAUUGUGUCUUCAAGUACAAUGACGUCUUGGGUUGAACUUAGGAUUAAUCCAUUUGUACUGUUAGACAAACAACAUUAGAAGGGAAGGUAAGUGAAAACAUGCUGCAGCAGGAGGACGUUAAAUAAUAUUACUACUAAAAUACUACUUGUGUAAGGAGAUUACUUGGUAAGAGUUAGUGGGAUCCCACUUGUUGGAUGUCCAACGCAAUUUGUAUUGAAGAUAAAAUUGUAUCGGGUCGGGUCUACCAUAAAUUGGGAUUAUUGUUCGGGGUGUUAGGCCUAAAUAAAGUGUACAAAGCUUGAGGCACA